Culex pipiens pallens (northern house mosquito) is the source of this 1446-nucleotide messenger RNA. RefSeq names its product peptidyl-prolyl cis-trans isomerase 6-like. Bases 286 to 603 code for a protein of 105 amino acids. Gene Ontology annotation, biological process: protein peptidyl-prolyl isomerization. Gene Ontology annotation, cellular component: intracellular membrane-bounded organelle. The record is from RefSeq and is a predicted model, not a curated record. The transcript has 2 exons. NCBI's taxonomy places the organism in Eukaryota, Metazoa, Arthropoda, Insecta, Diptera, Culicidae. Gene Ontology annotation, molecular function: peptidyl-prolyl cis-trans isomerase activity.
GCGGUGCAAAAGUCGCUCCUUCCGUCGUGAGUGUUAUUUGUUGAAAUUUGUUAAUAAUUAAAAUUAUUCCGUGCCAUCGAAGCCUGGGUGUAAUUGUUUCUAGUGAGUGGGUUAAAAAUGUUGGCUGAGUCUGCCGCAACAACAAGCCACCGCAGCAGCGAAAACAAACUGUCCACCGUAGCCGUGAACUCCGGUUGCAGGUUUGCCGUGAUCGACUUUGCCAGAGAGGACAUCUAAAGAAUUAUUCUGCACUCCUCAAACCGAAUCCGGUGCACUAGAUGAAGAAUGUUGGGACGGAUGAAUCUCAGAAGUUUCCGGGAUACGGCAGCCGGAAUGAGCAAACCGCUUCUAGGAAGCGCUCUUAAAGGUUCAAACAGUUUUGAUGUCACUCGGAAUCUUGCCGGAAGGCAGCACUUCCACCGCAUCAUCUCGGUAUUUAUGAUCCAGGGUGGAAACCUUACGCGCGGAGACGGAACCGGCGGACGGUCCAUCUACGGCGAGCGCUUAGCCGCCGGAUGGCUGUCGAUGGCUAACACCAGCAAGGACUCCAACGGAUCGCAGUCCUUCAUCACGGUCGCGACUAGCCGGCUGGACGGAUGCUGAGUCUAUUUCGGAAGAAGCCCGUCCAGGAUGUUGUCACUGCCGACAGUGGCUCGCUGCCGGUAGAAACGCCGUACGCCGUGGAGGUCGAUGCGCGCGAUUAUGGUUUGAAACUUCCGUUGAGUGUGGAGGAGAAACCAAUCAAAAAGAGAGUGCAUUUAACCCCUUUCCGUCCAGAGCAAAAUCUCGAUUUUUUAACGUUUUACCUUUUUUUUAAAUAAAAAAAUACAUUACAACCUUAAACCUUCUAUUUCAGAUUUCAACACUCCAGAUGUAUGUGUGGUCCUAGUACAAGUCUUGGAAGCUGCCAAUGCUGCAGUUGCUCGUGAACGUGACGAAACCGACCAGGUGAUGCGUUGUUUGGGAAUUUGAUGUGAUCAGCUGUAGCAGCAGUGGCUUCGGCAGGAACAAGGACAGUGCGUGCUGUUUAGUGCUAGAAAUGCUAACCAUGGCGAUGAAUAUCACCUCCACGAUUCACGACAAUUUUUAGAUAAGUGCUUUAAAUGUUUUCUCUAAAAUGAAUAAGACUCUUUGCAAUAAUUUUCUAUAUUUUCAGAUUGAAACUUAACUCAAGGGCCUCCCGAGGUGAAUCCCAAAAAGUGCGGUGUUUGAUUAACUAUAAACCAGAGCACUAGAAAUGAGAAGCUACAAUGCGAAAUGCGAAAACUUCGGAAAUCUAAUUGGCAAGUAAACGUCUUCCCAAAAGUCCAAAAAAAAACUACGACUUCCAGAUGAUUUUAUUUUAAAAAGCCGACAAGUCAUUCCAAUUUUAGCUUUCUUAUGACCCAGUGCACUGAAAGUAAUGGGGGGAGGGUCCUAUAAAGGUAGGGGGGCAUCACAAACGAA